AUGCAUAGUGUUAAAUCUCUCUUCUCCCGUGCGCUCAAGCACCUACGCGGGGAACAUCCCGAGCCACUCCCCGAAGGCCCGGAAACCCGCCCUUCCUUGGCAUGCAUGCCGGCUGAGCUGGUACUCGACAUCCUUUACCGCCUUCCUCCGCUCAGUCGGAAAGCCUUGUCCCAAACAUGUCGACGGUUCCGGAACUUUCCUGAGCUGCGUGAUGCUGAGCUAGCCCUCCAGAGCGAGAGGUUUGAAUUUCUCUGCAUGCUGGAACGAGACGGGGCGCUCUCCAAACUCGUGUGUGCCGGCUGCAAGUGCGUCCACAAGAAAUCCUGUUUCGCCAAGAAUCAGUUGCGAGAAAGCCCGGAAAACCGCUACUGCGUGGCCUCGCUGCCGGUGUUGCAGAUCUGCUCCGCCAGGACGCUCAGCUUCAACGAGGCGAAAGAGAAUUUCAACCUGAUUCGCAAACUGCCUCAGGAGAGCAUGCCGGAUUCGCCCAAAUGGCGUAUGAUCCCGUGUGAGCAUGGUCCUCAGUACGAAGUCCCAGGCCAUUUCUGGUUCACAACGCGGUUCUGGCCGACGAAACUGAAGCAGCUGGAUGUGCUCUGUCUCUUCCCGACGCGAUGCGACGAUAUACCCACGAAGGAAACCGUGAAUGAAGCGCUGAGAGACUUGGAUAUUCGUAUUUGCCCGCAUAUGGAGGUGUCAGAUCCCAGGAUCCUGGACACCUACCACCCGAUCAUGAUCAACCGGACCUCCGCGCGCGAUGUCAUCUACAACACCGUUGUGUGUCCGCAGAAAUCCUGUCGAACCAAAGCAGGUCUUUCAUAUCCAUCACGCUCCUGCUGUGUCUCGCACACGGUCCUGCAGCUCCGCGUCGUGAGGGAGCUGGGCUCAUUGAGGAGCCCGAAUUCUGCAGCUUGGAAAGCGCAGACUUGUCCUGUUUAUCCGUUGGCGUCGGGUGCCAUCACCGCUCCGCAAUCCGAAUGA
Molecule: messenger RNA, 981 nt
Organism: Paracoccidioides lutzii Pb01
Exons: 1
Coding region: 1-981 (326 amino acids)
Molecular function (GO): protein binding
Source: RefSeq, a predicted model, not a curated record